Molecule: messenger RNA, 942 nt
Organism: Angiostrongylus costaricensis
Lineage: Eukaryota; Metazoa; Nematoda; Chromadorea; Rhabditida; Metastrongylidae
Source: the annotation of a GenBank genome assembly
AUGGAUCUUCCCCACGAGGUGGUGUAUCACCACCACCUCCCCGUGGAUGCCGAGGAGGAAAUGCGAAUGAUGGAGGAUCAGGUAGAAGAACACAUGGAUGAUAUUGAAUAUGGGGUUAUUGACGGUGGGUUGACGGAACCACGUGCAGUUCAUCAGUGCAAUAUUUGCAACAAGAUUUUUGUCUCAUUUAAAGGCUUGCAGCAGCAUGCGGUGAUCCAUACAGACCAGAAGCCAUACCAGUGUGACAUUUGCAGCAAAUCGUUCAGAUUCAAAUCCAAUUUGUUCGAACACCGAUCUGUACAUACAGGCUUCACGCCGCAUUCAUGUCCGUACUGCGGCAAAACUUGCAGGUUGAAAGGAAACCUUAAGAAACAUCUGAAGACUCACGUCACUUCAAAAGAUGAGUUGGAGCGAGCAUGGCGACCGUUUGCAUGUAAUCGUCGCCCAGCUGCGGAUAUACCCGACGAUGCGAUCAUUGUUCGUGGUAGUGGUGACCCAUUCUUCACUCCUCCAACUCGCCCACGCAAAAAAAAACUAGGCUUGGGACCAGAUCCUACGGUCUGGAUUGAUAAAAUUAGACGGGGUGAAAUCUUGCCAGGGACGAAUAUUCAAACAAAGAUGAUGAGAUUAGAAACGGUGCUCAAGAAUAAUGAAUUUUCGUUGGAGGAAAUAUUCGAACAGGCGCGGACAAUCGCAUUUGAGAAAUUUGACUGUCCUAUGUGUAGAUCCCAGUUUUUCUCUCGAGCGGAAUGCUAUGAUCAUUUGGAAAUUGAACAUCCAAUGGCGCGAAUAGAAAGACCAUUGUUUUGUGAGAUUUGCCUUAAAGUGUUUGCUGAUCGGAAAUCACUUGAGCAACACGAAAGCUAUCACAAGCGAGUCCACCUUAUGUUGGAUAACAACGAAAUUGAGGUAAACGUAAUAUUGUUGUUCGUUUUUUAUUGA